AUGGCCGAAUUACUCCUUCCCGAGCCAUUCGCCAGCAUCCCUCGGGAACCGCUGACUUUCGGCCCUUCCCCCAUCCAACCUCUCCCCCGCAUCUCUCAAGCUCUGGGUGGAAAGGUCAAUGUCUUCGCCAAGCGCGAGGACCUCAACUCUGGUCUUGCCUUUGGAGGCAACAAGACCAGGAAGCUAGAAUACCUCCUCCCCGACACCAUCUCCCAAGGGUGCGACACCCUCGUCUCGAUAGGUGGCAUCCAAUCCAACCACACGCGCCAAGUCGCCGCCGCCGCUGCAAAACUCGGCCUGCACGCCGCUCUCGUCCAAGAACACUGGGUACCCGACUGGAUGGAUCCCGGCUACGAACAAGUCGGCAACAUCCAACUCUCGCGGCUCAUGGGGGCUGACGUCCGGCUUGAACCGCUAGCCGGGUUCGGGAUCGAGCAUAAGCAGACGUUGGCGAAACUCAAGGAUGACCUGGAGAAGGAAGGGAGAAAACCAUAUUAUAUCCCGGCUGGAGCAUCGGAUCAUCCCCUGGGAGGAUUGGGGUUUGCGAGGUGGGCGUUUGAGGUUGUCGCGCAGGAGGAGGAGUUGGACGGGGUUUAUUUCGAUACGGUGGUUGUUUGUGCGGUAACGGGGUCGACGAUGGCGGGGAUGGUUGCCGGGUUUAAACUUGUUGAGAAGUUGGAACGGGAGAAGAAUGGAAGUGGGAAUGUUAGGAAGAGGAGGGUGAUUGGGAUUGAUGCUUCAGCCAAGGUUGAGCAGACGAGGGCGCAGGUGUUGAGGAUUGCGAAGCAGACUGCCGUGAAAAUCGGGUUGAAAGAGGAGGAUAUCACCGAGGAGGAUAUCGUGCUGGAUGAUCGGUACCAUGCGGGAGUUUAUGGCGUGCCGGAUCAGAGGACGAUUGAGGCUAUCAAGUUUGGGGCGAGGACGGAAGCGUUUAUUACUGAUCCCGUGUAUGAGGGGAAGAGUCUGGCGGGCAUGAUGGAUAUGAUCAAGAAGGGGGAGAUUGAGGAGGGCAGCAAUGUGCUGUAUGCGCACCUUGGUGGACAGCUGGCGUUGAAUGCAUACUCGGCUUUGGGGUUAGAAUAA
Messenger RNA from Sordaria macrospora k-hell, 1083 nucleotides. RefSeq lists its product as uncharacterized. The record is from RefSeq and is a predicted model, not a curated record. Gene Ontology annotation, molecular function: 1-aminocyclopropane-1-carboxylate deaminase activity; pyridoxal phosphate binding; D-cysteine desulfhydrase activity. Gene Ontology annotation, biological process: amine catabolic process. Lineage: Eukaryota; Fungi; Ascomycota; Sordariomycetes; Sordariales; Sordariaceae.